AUGCUGCUGCUAGCGAGAUGUCUUCUGGUGGUCCUCGCUUCCUCGCUGCUGGUGUGCCCCGGGCUGGCGUGCGGGCCCGGUAGGGGGUUUGGAAAGAGGCGGCACCCCAAAAAGCUGACCCCUUUAGCCUACAAGCAGUUUAUUCCCAACGUAGCCGAGAAGACCCUAGGGGCCAGCGGCAGAUACGAAGGGAAGAUCACAAGAAACUCCGAGAGAUUUAAGGAACUCACCCCCAAUUACAACCCCGACAUCAUAUUUAAGGAUGAGGAAAACACGGGAGCAGACCGACUGAUGACUCAGAGGUGCAAAGACAAGCUAAAUGCCUUGGCCAUCUCUGUGAUGAACCAGUGGCCUGGAGUGAAGCUACGGGUGACUGAGGGCUGGGAUGAAGAUGGCCAUCAUUCCGAGGAGUCUCUACACUACGAGGGCCGGGCAGUGGACAUCACCACAUCUGACAGGGACCGCAGCAAAUAUGGCAUGCUGGCCCGCCUGGCUGUGGAGGCCGGCUUCGACUGGGUCUACUAUGAAUCCAAAGCACACAUCCACUGCUCUGUGAAAGCAGAGAACUCCGUGGCGGCCAAAUCCGGGGGCUGCUUCCCGGGAUCCGCCACAGUGCACCUGGAGCAGGGUGGCACCAAGCUGGUGAAGGACCUGCGUCCAGGAGACCGCGUAUUGGCGGCUGACGACCAGGGCCGGCUGCUGUACAGCGACUUCCUCACCUUCCUGGACCGCGACGAAGGCGCCAAGAAGGUCUUUUACGUGAUCGAGACGCGGGAGCCGCGCGAACGCCUGCUGCUCACCGCCGCGCACCUGCUCUUCGUGGCGCCGCACAACGACACGGGAGCCGCGGGGCCCGCACCCGGACCGAGCGCGCUCUUCGCCAGUCGUGUGCGCCCCGGCCAGCGUGUGUACGUGGUGACCGAGCGUGGUGGGGACCGCCGGCUGCUGCCGGCCGCGGUGCACAGCGUGACGCUGCGCGAGGAGGCCGCGGGCGCGUACGCGCCACUCACGGCGCACGGCACCAUCCUCAUCAACCGUGUGCUGGCCUCGUGCUACGCAGUCAUCGAGGAGCACAGCUGGGCACACCGGGCCUUCGCACCCUUCCGCUUGGCGCACGCGCUCCUGGCCGCGCUGGCGCCCGCCAGCACGGACGCCGGGGGUGGGGGCAGCAUCCCCGCACCCCAACCCUCAGCGGAGACAAGGGGCUCAGGGCCGGCCUCAGGCAUCCACUGGUACUCGCAGCUGCUCUACCAAAUUGGUACCUGGCUGUUGGACAGCGAGACCUUGCAUCCCUUGGGAAUGGCGGUCAAGUCCAGCUGAAGUCAGAGGGGACUGGGCAGGGG
Messenger RNA from Mesocricetus auratus (golden hamster), 1343 nucleotides. It is a transcript of the gene Shh, whose product is annotated as sonic hedgehog signaling molecule. The record is from RefSeq and is a predicted model, not a curated record. Gene Ontology annotation, molecular function: calcium ion binding; patched binding. The transcript is spliced from 3 exons. Lineage: Eukaryota; Metazoa; Chordata; Mammalia; Rodentia; Cricetidae. Gene Ontology annotation, biological process: smoothened signaling pathway; multicellular organism development; oligodendrocyte differentiation. The coding region runs from base 1 to 1320 and encodes 439 amino acids.